This is a messenger RNA of Vicia villosa (hairy vetch), 681 nucleotides long. RefSeq lists its product as uncharacterized. NCBI's taxonomy places the organism in Eukaryota, Viridiplantae, Streptophyta, Magnoliopsida, Fabales, Fabaceae. The record is from RefSeq and is a predicted model, not a curated record. Bases 1 to 681 code for a protein of 226 amino acids. The transcript has 2 exons.
AUGAGACUUCAAACUGGAUCUCAAGGAACUGAUGAUAAAGAAACAACUGAUUUCUCAAAUUGGAUUCUAAAAGUAGGAGAAGGGAAAUUGUCAGUACCUAAUGAUGGUCAUGCUGACAUAGAAAUUCCUGAGGAGUUCUUGAUCCCUAAAUCAGACAAUCCUAUAAAAGCAAUAGUUGAGAGUACUUAUCCAGGAUUAUUAGAAAAUUACAAGAAUGUCCAUUAUUUGGAAUCAAAAGCCAUCUUAGGUGCAACCAUUGAAAUAGUUGAUGAAAUCAAUGACUAUGUUCUAAGUCUUAUACCAGGAGAAGAGAAAGAGUACUUGAGUUCAAAUACCAUUGACCGGUCUAAUGUUAACGAUCCUGGAAUAUAUGAUUUCAUAACUCCGGAGUUCCUUAGUUCUCUCCGUACAUCUGGUCUUCCCAAUCAUAGAUUAAAACUAAAAAUAGGGACACCUAUCAUGUUGAUGCGAAACCUUGAUCAAUCGGAAGGACUGUGUAAUGGAACAAGAUUAAUUGUGACAAAGAUGGCUAACCAUGUACUUGAAGCCAAAAUCAUGUCAGAUAAACACGAAGGAAAUAUCAUAUAUAUUCCAAGGAUGACAACAUCACCAUCGCAAUCUCCAUGGCCAUUUAGAUUAUCAAGAAGACAGUUUCCCAUUAUUGUGUCAUAUAUGCAAUGA